Molecule: messenger RNA, 1405 nt
Organism: Chiloscyllium plagiosum (whitespotted bambooshark)
Lineage: Eukaryota; Metazoa; Chordata; Chondrichthyes; Orectolobiformes; Hemiscylliidae
Gene: nbl1
Product: NBL1, DAN family BMP antagonist
Biological process (GO): animal organ morphogenesis
Molecular function (GO): BMP binding; receptor ligand activity
Source: RefSeq, a predicted model, not a curated record
AUUGUUCCGCUGCUAUAACCCAGUUCUGGGCUUGGAGCUGGUGUUGUGUUCGUCUAAUACCUGUUUUCAAAACAUUGAUUUAACCAGAGUUCUGGGGUCAGGCAGCACUCGGAGACUCGGGCAUUAAGGAACUAAUUGAACAGCAGACUGCCUCGGGUCAUGAGACGGGGUCCGUUCACAUGGAGUCGGACAGCACAAUGCUGCAAAUAGCAAGCAGCCCUCAGCAAGAAUUGCUGCGCCAGGUUCGGAAUCGGUAACAUGAGACAACGGGGACACUGGAGACGCUGAAUAUUUCUCAUGGCUCUCCACGCACUGCAAUCUUCCCAAAUAUAGGAAUUUAUCUGAGUGGACACACUGCUGUCUGGAAAUGCCUUCCUUUUCUGAAGCCGCAACGAACAUGAAGAUUGUUUGGAAAGUUUGACUCUUUUAACCUCAAUCAGUGCAAGUCCAGGACAUGAAUAAUUAUUGGCCCACAGUCAUCAUGGAUUUGGCUCGUACAACGUGUUUUCAAGACUAUGGUGGAGCCGUUGAUGAUGAUGUGUUGGUCCAUUUUGGGCAUUCUGCUUCCAACUCUAGUUUUUGCAGCACCUCCUCCCAUCAAUAAACUGGCACUGUUUCCUGAUAAAAGUGCCUGGUGUGAAGCAAAGAACAUCACUCAGAUAGUUGGCCACACUGGAUGUGAGUCGAAGUCCAUCCAGAACAGAGCAUGCCUUGGCCAGUGUUUCAGCUACAGCGUACCCAAUACUUUUCCGCAAUCCACUGAAUCCCUUGUUCACUGUGACUCCUGCAUGCCAGCACAGUCUAUGUGGGAAAUUGUCAUGUUGGAGUGUCCAGGCAAUGAGGAAAUGCCCAGAGUGGACAAACUAGUGGAGAAAAUUGUACACUGCAGUUGCCAGGCAUGUGGAAAGGAACACCAUCAAGAUUCCCAAAUUUUUAAUGCAAUUCUAAAUGAGGAAGAAGCUUCUCCCAUGGAUACAGUUGGAUCCCCUCAGAUUGUUCACCAUGACGAGCAAGUUGCUCUCAAAACUGGCACUGAGGAAGAGUAGACUUGAACACAAGGGGAAAAAAAGCAGAUUGUGGGAUAAAAUGUUUGUUUUAUUUGUUGAGCUUUAGAGAGAAAAAUCAAAAUAUAACAUUUUCUAAAAUAAAAUCCUCGCAGACUUAUUUAACGGGAAAGUCUUUAAAAUAUGCCAUUUGUUAUAGAAAUUAAGCAGGAACCCCAAUCAAAUACUAAUAUAUAGCUCAUCAAGAUCCAGCAAAGUAUAAUUAGAAUUUGGUGAUCAGUGUUCGAUUCACGAUAUCUGUUAUUAACAAGUCUGUUUUUUGUACCGCAGAAAUCCCUGUGUGUAGCUAUUUCAUACUUAUAACUGUUUGUAUAUAAAAUUACAGUUUAUAAAUCUUCAAA